AUGGCAUACUCGGACCAGAAAGGGCCAUCAUCGUCGUGGCGCGAGGGAGGCUUCCGGGAGCUCACCGUCGACCCUAGACAGCGCCGUCACACGACCCGUCUGCACCGCACACAGGCUAAUACGUACAUAAUACCAGCGAGUUACCAGGACGUCGUUGAGCUCCUGGUCCGGGAUUUGGUGCCCAACCCUGGCACGGAACUUGCCAUUCUGAACGCAAAAAGUUGGCUCACAAUGAUACCUGGUCACCAUUCCGCCCAGGUCCCCAGGUCCCCGGUCGCUGCCAUCGCUCCCCCGUUGCAUUGCCUGCUUGCCGUCCAAAUACCAACGGGCUGGCGCAAUUCGCAAAAGCCCUUCAUCUUUCCCCGAGCCCUCGCUGGUUGCAACUUACUUGCAUUUCCCAUCAGUCUCAAUCGGCGACACCCAGCUGCUCGCCUUUGCUUGCGCAUUCCCUCGCGCGUCAUUACGGCAUGUUCCAUCGCCAACCUCUUCCAAAUAACCCUGCACCCGAAGCAGCCCGAUAUUUCACCGAGCUUCCCAAGCAGCAACCCGGGCCGCCGCUGCAGAUACAUUCUGUCCCUGCGCACGCCGCCUCAUCCCAGUCGCCACGUCCGCAACAACAGCCGCCGCAACAACAGACGCAGCAACAGCAGCCCCCCGCGCCGCCGCAACCCCUGUCGCAUCCCCAUUCCCAGCAGCGCAGUGUCAAGCGCCCCCGACCGGUCAAGUCCUUGCCAGAAAUCGAAUCGCGCCUGCAAAUACUCAGCAGACGCAGACGGCCUGCCCGACUCAGACGUCUCUGACGUGGAAUUGCCGGAGUCUGGCCGCCCUUCCAAGCGCAAUUGCCCCCCAGGCACUACCCCUUCUGCGACAUCUAAUGCCGCCGACUCGAGCGCCCUUGCCGCCGCCGUCGCAGCCGCCAAGAACAGCGAUGCAUCUGGAUUACCGCUCUUGGAAGAGCUUUCUUUGCGAAUGGAGCGUCUGGAGAAGCAAGUCAUGGUCCGCAGUCCAGCCGUCACAGACUUGAGUGCAGGCCGAGUCGCCGUGGCCACUGCAGAUACAAUUCGUGGGCUCAGCGUCAAGAAUGGUGCCAAGCGGACUCGGUUUUUUGGACAAGCAAGCCCCAGGAUCAUGUUCAACUUGUUUGACGAUGCCAAGUCAUUCAUUCAUCAACACCGGAGUAUCGCUGGCGGCCGCGAGGUCCUGUCCGAUUUUCGCGCCGCCCACCAUUUUAUCCACGAAAACUACAACAAGGCUCUGACUCCGAUUUCAGUCUAUGUUGAUUCCAUGAUGCCCGUUCAGAAGCGCAUGACUGAUAUCCUGCCCGCAAAGGACGUUUGCGAUCGGCUAGUCUCAUCCUACGUGGACUCCUCCGAGACCAUCUACCGUAUUCUUCAUAUACCCUCAUUUAUGGAGCAAUACAACCUGUAUUGGAGUGGCAGACAGCAGUCCAUAUUCUUUUUACCCCAACUCUUGGCUGUUCUAUCAACAGCGUCUCGCUUCGAAACGAAAUCUAAAGGAAUUCUGCACGAGAGAGUCGAUGGGGUGCACAACCCUACCAGCUGCGCCUUGGUUCGCAGCUGGCUGGAUAGCCUGAAAGGCAAAGAACGUGUCGAGUUUGAAUCUUUGCAGGUCGAAGUACUACUCCUGCAUGCCCAGCGGAUGGUGACGCAACGGACCAAUGAAUUGUGGGCGCAACUCGGUUACAUUGUACGGAAUGCCAUGUCUAUGGGCCUGCAUCGCGAUCCCUCCGAGUUUGGGCCUCGCAUGUCUGUCUUCCAAGGCGAGCUUCGCAGGCGACUCUGGUUCACCAUUAUGGACAUUGAUGUGCAUUUGUCGAUUGCUCUGAAUAUGCCCACCACAGUGCGGGAAGGCGAUUUUACCUGUCGGGCGCCCCGGAAUCUAGACGACUUGGAUCUUUUUGAAGGCAUGAGAGAACUGCCACCGUCCAAGCCGAUUGAUCAGAUUACGGACAACCAGCUGCAGGUGUACGGCGCAAUGACACUACCAACCCGCAUGAAAGUAGCUCAUUUGGUGAAUACUAUUGACUCGAUCAGGGACUAUCAAGAAGUCCUGGAUGUGGGCAUCAAGCUGGACAGUUUACUCGAAGAUAUCAACUAUCUGUUUCCGCGCCAAGGCAUACUCAACGACACACAAAAGAGCAAGAUGUGGAGGUCACGCGUCAUUCUUGAUAUGCAUGCGAGACGACCACUUCUUGCACUAUAUCGCAGCUUAGCUAUGGGAACACCAGACGCCCCUCCCCAGAUUACACGUGCGCACCUGCGAUCAUCCAUGGUGAUUCUCAAAUACCUGGAUGAAAUUGACCCGCGUCAGCCGUAUUUCGAAAUUAUUACCGCCAUGUACCACCAAAUGCUGAAGCAUGAUAUUGUGCAAGCGGCCCUCAGCGUCUGCUACUACAUCCAAGCAGCCCACCGAAGUUCGGAGAACAUGAUGGGUGCUCAUCCACGCCAGUCACCGGAAUACGGCGUCGACGACUAUCCGCUCUAUAAGCCAGAAACGACGCUGUCCAUUUGGUCACCAGAGCGCAUGGUUAGCACGGUGGAAAAGUCUCUUGAAAUCCUCACGCGACAUAGCAGCGGCAAUGAUACGAAAGAUUUGUUGACGCUGGCGCUCGUUUUGGAAACAGUGAGGAAGCCGGAAUUGCGGGCCGACGAGGUCGUGCGCGGUCUGUACAGCGUGUUGGAUCUGCUGCUUCGCUCGUCCAACACGACGCUGGAAAAGGUGCGCUCGGUGCCGCAGACACAGGAACGAUAUGGGUCUGACGGGUAUGCGCAUGACCAUGCACACAUGAGCAAUCCGGCGGCAACGGCGGCAGAUUUCGGCGGCUGGCUCAUCUGGGACGGAUGGGACUAG
Molecule: messenger RNA, 2871 nt
Organism: Cordyceps militaris CM01
Lineage: Eukaryota; Fungi; Ascomycota; Sordariomycetes; Hypocreales; Cordycipitaceae
Product: Zn2Cys6 transcription factor
Exons: 5
Coding region: 1-2871 (956 amino acids)
Biological process (GO): regulation of transcription by RNA polymerase II; DNA-templated transcription
Cellular component (GO): nucleus
Molecular function (GO): zinc ion binding; DNA-binding transcription activator activity, RNA polymerase II-specific; RNA polymerase II cis-regulatory region sequence-specific DNA binding
Source: RefSeq, a predicted model, not a curated record